Messenger RNA from Rotaria sp. Silwood2, 855 nucleotides. NCBI's taxonomy places the organism in Eukaryota, Metazoa, Rotifera, Eurotatoria, Philodinida, Philodinidae. The record is from the annotation of a GenBank genome assembly.
AUGAGUGCCAAUACUACUCCAUAUGAUCCUUCGAUUGAUCCUCUUAAUCCAUUUGGUUAUCUACCAAAUCUUGAUUUAACUAUAGUUUCAACAGCUGUUUAUGGCCUAAUAACAAUAUUGUUAACUAUUUUUUCAAUCUAUUAUCGAACAUGGUAUUUUUUGGUUAUGACUAUUUCCGGUAUUGCAGAAGUGGUUGGAUAUGCAUAUCGAUGGUCGUUAGCCAAAGAUCCUGAUCAAAGAACACCCUAUAUCAUCAUGUACUGUUGCAUUGUUUUGGCUCCAGUUGCUCUAGCCUUAGCUGACUAUUUGUUGGUUGGCCGUCUCAUUAGAUUGGUUGGACGUCAAUACUCAAUAGUAAAUCCGAAAUUUGUCGAAUUUGGAUUCAUUACUUCAGACAUACUAUCAAUUAGUGUUCAAUCAGCAGGUGCCGGAUUAAUAACAAGUGGAAAACUGAAUAAUAUUACGACCGGUAGUCGAGUAUUAAUUGGAGGAUUAGGUAUUAAUUUAGUUAGCUUUUGUUUUUUUGCUGUUGUGACACUUCAUUUACAUUGUUCGAUUCAGCGACGUAAAGCUGAUUUUACUGGACAAGAACGAUGGAUAAAAAUGUUCUAUGCAUUGUAUCUUAGUAUGAUUCUAUUAAUAAUUCGUUCCACUUAUCGUAUCGUAGAAUUUUCUAUGGGUUUUCGAGGUUAUCUUGCUAUACAUGAAAUAUAUUUUUAUAUUUUUGAAUGUUUACUUAUUAUAUUUGCAUUUGGUCUUUUCUUGCCACUACAUCCUGGUAUUUGGAUGCCAAUUGAAGAUACAGAUCAACUUAUCAAAAAACCAUGCAAAAAUGUCGCUCCUAUCGUAGAAUAA